Habropoda laboriosa is the source of this 1149-nucleotide messenger RNA. Its product is annotated as antifreeze protein Maxi-like. The record is from RefSeq and is a predicted model, not a curated record. The transcript is spliced from 2 exons. The coding region runs from base 1 to 1149 and encodes 382 amino acids. Lineage: Eukaryota; Metazoa; Arthropoda; Insecta; Hymenoptera; Apidae.
AUGAACGCACUCGUAUUACUAUUAGCGUGUGUUUGUUUGGUACAAUGCGGCCCAGCAAAGAAACAAGCUCGUGAUCAAGAAGCUGCAAGUUUCGAAUACGGAUACGGUCCGGGAUUAGGGAUUGCUGACCCCAUUGCGUACGCUGAACCUGGUCCUCUUUUAGCUGCAGCUCCAGCCGCCCAUGGACGUGGGCCUCCUCAUCCAGGUUUCAGCGUUGGUGGACCUUUGGUUAAUAUCGCCACCGGUGCAGCAGAACAAGCUCAUACGCAGUUAAGUAACCAGCAAUCUGCUGCUGGGCAGGCUGCAUACGUGGCGAAAAAUACUUUAGCUCAAGCUGCUGCUCAAUCUGCAGCUACCGCUGCCGCAGCACUUACUGGCAAACAGAUUGUAGUUCAAGGGUUGGAGCAACAAUCGAAAGAUGCUCAUGUAGCGGUAGAUGGUGAAAGUUUACAAUUACAGCAAGCCGAACGCGCUGCAAGCGCAGCAAGGACCACUGCCAAACAGGCAAUGCACCAGUUGCAAGUAGUCACAGCAGCUUUGAAUGCCGCUCAAACGACGGCCGACCGUGCGGCGCAGGCUGCCGCGGAAGCUGCAGCUGAGUUAGCGGCGCAAACUACGAUGGUUGGCCAAGCAAAGGCAAGAGUAGAAACGGUAGACGAACAACUCUCCGCUGCUCGUCUUGAUUACGAAAGCACUCAAGCGGCUGCUCAGAAAGCUGCGACCGCAGCUGCAGCUGCACAGAACAAUGCCGCGGCCGCGGCCGCACACGUGGCCGAUACCGCUGCCGCUUCUGCACUUUUGUCUCAUGAACCAGUGAAUCCUGCGCCAGUUGCGAAACUUCCUCCCAGUCACAGUGUCCUCCGAGAACCAACGGGCUUGCGCGACUCUGGUGCAUACCUCUCACCCGCUGCGCUUCACGACGCUGAAGGUCUUCGUGCAUCUGCCGCGCUUCAGGAAUCUGCUCUUCUUCGCGCGUCCAGCGGGCUUCAUGAUGCUGGAUCACUUCACGCGUCUGCCGCGUUACAGGAAGCUGCUGCGAUCCGCGCAUCUGGCCUCCUCCAUGAACCGAAUGGGCUUCAUCGCUCGGAACUCCUUAGUUUAGCGAAUUCCCUACCCACUGAUUACGAUAUUAAAGGUUACCGGUACUAG